AUGUUCGCGAGGCCGUUUCUAGCCAGUCGACAUUCUCUACAAUGCUGCCACAAUGCCGCCCGUGCGUUCACCUCGUCGCCGUCGACGUCAAGCCCCCAACCCAAUCCUCCUAUUGAGCUGGAUCCCUCAAUGAGGUCCUUGCUGAAGGAUGUCGAUCUGUCACUUGUCAACCACAAAGUUCGGUAUCAGCAACCACGGGAACUAGAAACCAUCCCUUUGGAGGAAACCGGUCAAGAGAUAUCUGCUUCUUUUGAAGACUUUGAAGAGGAAAAGCGCGAGCGAAAGUCUCCCGCAGCACUUUUUGGCAGCCAACGGAUUGGUGCUGUUGUUCUUCCGCUGCAACUUCAGUCAGCAAUAGACCUCAUCAUUGCCAAUUCGGACAAGACUCAGCUACACAGUGACGCAAAACGAUUGUUUACUGACAACGACUCCGCGGAACAAGACGUAUGGGAAACACAAUAUGACACAAAAUACCGAUCAAGGUUGCAAGCCGCAAGACAUGCAGAACGCGAUGGGACUGCUUUUGCUUCUGUUGCUCUCCCCGCACACUAUUCAGCUAUCUUUUCUGUCUUUGACCACCUGAAGCGAAGGAUGGAACCUGGUUGGGGAAUUGAUAGGGUGAUCGACUGGGGAGCUGCAACAGGGAGCGGCUUAUGGGCAGCAUUAUACUCGUUUCAAAAGCACUCUCCUGCAGAGGACAUGCAACAUAUGGAGGCUGCAAACUCAACACUUGAAACGUAUCUUGGAAUUGAUAAGCGUGAGGGACUCGUUUCGAUUGGUAGACGACUUCAUAAAAAUGUUGCGGAAAUGGGAGAUCGAGUUGUGCAAUGGCAGAAGUCGUUCAAAAAUGACGAUAAAGUUCCACGUUCGGAGGGUCAGAAAACUUUAGCCCUGUCAGCAUUCAUGUUGACUUCUCAGCCCACACCACUGGCGCGAAAGGCUAUCGUGAUGGAGAUGUGGGAAAGUGGAGCGCAUACCAUAGUUCUUAUCGACCACAACACACCAGCAGGCUUUGGUGCGAUUGCAGAAGCUAGAGAAUUACUCCUCAGCAUGGGUAGGAAAGAGUUUGAAGACCCAGAAGCCGAGGCUUGGCCCGUCAGAGGGGCGCAUGUCGUGGCUCCUUGCCCUCAUGAUCGCACCUGCCCCCUACUUGGCCCUGGACGCGUUCGUCUUACCUGCGGCUUCACUCAGCGAAUCCAACGGCCCUCGUUUUUGCGCCUUACGAAACACUCUGGUGUUGGACACGAGGAUAUUGAAUAUUCGUACGUCGUAAUUAAGCGAGGGCCUAGGCCAAUAUCUGCAACGACAAGUGUCGGAAGGGUAGGUGACGUGGGAAGGCGAGCUGCAGAGAAGGCGGAAAUGACGCCAACGGAGCUACUCCUUCAUGAAGAGGAGCCCAACACACCGGAAGACGCUGCGCAAUCCCCUUUAGAAUUGAUCGCAAACGACGACCGUAGGAUUGGCUUCGAAGAAAAACAAGGGGACCAACAACCACCUGCGGACCUUGAGGCGACCUUGCGACAUGAAGCCUACCAGUGGCCACGUCUUGUGUUCCCACCGAUGAAAAAAAGUGGGCAUAUUAUACUCGACAGCUGCACCGCUGAAGGGAAAAUUAUGCGCAUGACGAUUCCGAAAUCUCAGGGAAAGCAAGCUUACUAUGAUGCUCGCAAGUCUACCUGGGGUGAUAUCUUCCCCCACCCACCGAAAAAUCCACCUCAAGAACGCUUGUUAAACUCUCGCAAAGGUAGUGACAUUGGCAAACGGAAAAAUUCUUUCAAAUCUCGAGACCGCCCAACUUACGAUGGAUUGUCCGAAACAAUCAGAGAACAGCGUAAGAAAUCGAGGCAGGGAUACUCUCGCGUUCGAGAAGAACAAUCGACGUGGCGGGAGGAUUCGGAGUAA
Laccaria bicolor S238N-H82 is the source of this 1902-nucleotide messenger RNA. RefSeq lists its product as uncharacterized. The transcript is spliced from 7 exons. Gene Ontology annotation, biological process: translation. Gene Ontology annotation, cellular component: mitochondrial small ribosomal subunit. NCBI's taxonomy places the organism in Eukaryota, Fungi, Basidiomycota, Agaricomycetes, Agaricales, Hydnangiaceae. Gene Ontology annotation, molecular function: methyltransferase activity; structural constituent of ribosome. The record is from RefSeq and is a predicted model, not a curated record. Bases 1 to 1902 code for a protein of 633 amino acids.